GCCUGCAGGCGGCGGCCCCGGAAGUUCAGAGGUCGAUAGUCAACAGUGUUGUCGGCGUCAUGGCGGAUCUGAACCGACAACUCAAGGAGUACCUGGUCCAGUCCAAAGCCGGGUCCGGCUCUGCGUCCCAGUCCACCACCGUGGAGAUGGAGGAGCCGGCCUCGGUCCCCGGCAGCUGGUUCGGCCGCUGGUCCAGCAGCCCGUCCAGCACCAGCACCAGCGGCUCCGGCGGGUUCUCGUGGCCGUGGGCGGCCGAGCCGGACCCGUGCCUGCCGGGGCUGGGUCGGGGCCAGCGUCUGGCGGCCAGCGCCGGCUUCGCGCUGCUGUCGCUGCUCAGCUUCCUGCUGGCGGCCGUGUACGCGCCGCUGCUGCUGCUGCACGCCCGCAAGUUCGCGCUGCUCUGGUCGCUGGGCUCGCUGUUCGCCCUGGCGGCCGCGGCGGUGCUGCGGGGCCCGGCCCGGCUGGCCGCGGGGCUGGCCGGCUCCCCCGGGGCCGCCGUGUACCUGUGCGCGCUGGGCGGGACGCUGUACGCGGCGCUGAGCCUCCGCAGCACCGUCCUGACGGCGCUGGGCGCCGCCGUGCAGGUGGCCGCCAUCGCCGGGUACGUGCUGACGCUGCUGCCCGGGGGCAGCGCCGGGGUCCGCCUGCUGGGGGGGGCGGCGGCGGCCGCGCUCAAGAGGACCGUGGCCGGGAAGACCAUGCCCAUCUGACCCCGGGAGGUCCGAGCCGGGGCCAAGGAACUGUGAAUGAACUGAUUUAUGCUCCAAGUUAAAUCGACGCAGAGCCUGCGGCGUAGGGUACGCAACCACUAGAAACUGAAUUUGAAUAAUUUAUAUUUGAAUUGCACAACUUGAAUAAUUGCAUUAAAAAACUGAAUCGGAAUCACAUAAUUUGAAUUUGUAUUGUUUAAUUUGAAUCAUUGCAUUGAAAAACUGAAUCUACAUUCAGUUCUCACAAUUCAAAUUCAGUUCUUGCAAUUCAAUUUCACUGUGCCAGACAUCCGGAGGAAGAGCAAUCGAGUGCAGAUACAAAUAACUCCUUUUCACGUAGCCUACUUCUACAAAACGGCAAGAUAUAAAUACGCUUUUUACACAGAAUGGAGAAAACACAAUAGGUUUUGAAAUAUCUAACUCUCAUUGGUGGUUUAUAUCGUUGAAAGAAAAUAAAGGUUAUAGUAGGCUACGUGAAAAGGAGUUCUUUGUAUCUGCACUCGAUUGCUCUUCCUCCGGAAAACCCGGAUGUCUGGCACAGUGAAAUUGAAGUUGAAUUGCAAGAACUGAAUUUGAAUUGCGAGAACUGAAUGUAGAUUCAGUUUUUCAAUGCAAUGAUUCAAAUUAAACAAUAUAAAAUUCAAAUUAUGUGAUUCAGAUUCAGUUUUUUAAUGCAAUUAUUCAAGUUGAGCAAUUCAAAUUCAGUUUCUAGUGGCACAUAUUUCUGCCCACAGAGGUCGCUCCUCUGCAGACUGCUGCUGCGGGACAGUAACCGAUGCUGCUGAGUGACACCCAAACCCUGACCAGGACCUGCAGGAAAUACAUUGUUUCUAGAGGGGGCCCCACUUUUGUGAAGGGGACUUAACUCUCCAAGAUGAUCUGUGGUGAUGGGUCCUUGAAGAAAACAAGUCAGAUCCAUCGAUCUGAAGCUCAAACUCCAUCAAUGAACCCAGUCUGGUGCAGACGCAAAGGUGUUUUGAUUCUUCGGGAUGGAAGGUGUUCAAAUCCAGGGGGUGUUAUGGCCACUUGGGCCAUUUGAGGACGAAAAUUGUAUUUUUUCCCCAAGAAAAACUUUAAUUUUUUACUUUGUAAACACACAAACUUGCAAAAGAAAAACAACUUGUGUACAUUUAUUUGUUGUGUUUCCUCUGAACGUUGGUCGGCUGAAUUUCCAGGUGAUGAAGAGGGAGCAACAGUUGUAGAGAGUGAAGAUGUUUCCGUACAUUUCUACAUUUGUAACUUACCGGACAAGAAAUAAAGACUUUAUAUGUGAUUCUCA
Molecule: messenger RNA, 1989 nt
Organism: Cololabis saira (Pacific saury)
Lineage: Eukaryota; Metazoa; Chordata; Actinopteri; Beloniformes; Belonidae
Gene: sft2d3
Product: SFT2 domain containing 3
Exons: 1
Coding region: 60-710 (216 amino acids)
Biological process (GO): vesicle-mediated transport
Cellular component (GO): membrane
Source: RefSeq, a predicted model, not a curated record